UCUCUCUCUGUCUCUUGUCUCUGUCUCUACGCGCGCCGGUGUAGCUGCGGGGGAGUAAGCGACGCUCCGAACCAUGGGAAGAGCUCCUUGCUGCGACAAAGCCAGCGUCAAGAGAGGGGCGUGGUCUCCUGAAGAGGAUGCCAUCCUCAUGAGCUACAUACAGCAGCAUGGCUCCGGCAAUAACUGGAUCACUCUCCCCGUCAGAGCUGGGCUGAAGCGGUGCGGCAAGAGCUGCAGGCUGAGGUGGCUCAACUACUUGAGGCCGGACAUCAAGCGUGGCGGCUUCUCUGAGGAGGAAGACAAUGCCAUUUUGACUUUCUACUCUGUUUUCGGGAGCAGAUGGUCGCUGAUAUCUUCGAGACUGCCCGGAAGGACGGACAACGACGUGAAGAACCACUGGAACACCAAGCUGAAGAAGAAGCACCUCUCUGCGGGGAAAGCGGCUUGUCUCAGGAGAGAUAAAAAUCGGAACUUGGGCGGGCCCGCGGUCCCCGACGUUCCUAAACUCGAGACCCACGAUGAUCAUAUCGUAGAUUCAUCAUCCUAUUGCUUGUACAACAACAGUUUCAGCUCGUUGCCCCAGUUACACGCGAGCCCUGGCCAUCAAGAACACAGUAGCUUCGAUCACCAGGACCAGAAAGCACCUAGCUUUGUAGCUCCGACCGUAAUGGCAAGUUCGGAUUUUGGCACCGGUGGGAACAACUUCGGCGCCGCCUCUUCAACAUCGCCUCAGGAGGUCUCGAGCCUCUCCAGCGCCUCGUCUUCUCUGGCGUUUCCAGGGAACGAUGAAGCCAACGCGGAGGAGGAGCAGAUCUUUCUGGAUUUCGACUACGAUAUCCUGAAUAGUUUUUGGUCGUGAACAAAGAGCACGGUUUCAUUCGGCUGACAUAGCUUUAGCUUGUUGAUUGAUUAACUGGGGACCCAGAAACGGAUUCAGGAGAGAUUAGAUGUUGUUUAAAGCUAGGAAAGUACAUGAAAAUGGAGUGUUGAAGGCUGAA
Messenger RNA from Eucalyptus grandis, 998 nucleotides. Its product is annotated as transcription factor MYB87. NCBI's taxonomy places the organism in Eukaryota, Viridiplantae, Streptophyta, Magnoliopsida, Myrtales, Myrtaceae. Bases 74 to 859 code for a protein of 261 amino acids. The transcript has 3 exons. The record is from RefSeq and is a predicted model, not a curated record.